Messenger RNA from Lytechinus pictus (painted urchin), 3970 nucleotides. RefSeq names its product vesicle-associated membrane protein 4-like. Bases 197 to 643 code for a protein of 148 amino acids. Gene Ontology annotation, biological process: Golgi ribbon formation; vesicle-mediated transport. NCBI's taxonomy places the organism in Eukaryota, Metazoa, Echinodermata, Echinoidea, Temnopleuroida, Toxopneustidae. Gene Ontology annotation, cellular component: membrane. The record is from RefSeq and is a predicted model, not a curated record. The transcript has 7 exons.
GUUACCAAUACCAGUUAGUCGGAGGCCGAAGACGACAGACGUAGAUCGAGUUGGAAACUUUAUUUUAUGAAAACAAGCAUUUAAUUCUGCAGAAUGUUUCUCAUUUGAGUGAAAGAUCAAGUCCACAAGUGUAUUUAUUAGUCUGCCAUUCUUCCUAUAGAAAAUGUCGGUACAGUAGCCUUGCAAAUCAUUGAUAAUGCCUCCAAAAUUUAAACGUCACCUCCGAAGCGGAGACCUUGCAGGUGCUGAUGAGAUCGAAAGGGUAAACCUUCUAGGUGAAUACCAUGAUGAUGAAGAUGAAGAAGAAGAUUUCUUCUAUAAUAGGAGUCCAAUGCCUAAACCUGGACGGAAUAAUCAGAGUAACUCAAAGAUACAAAAAGUGCAAGGCCAGGUAGAUGAAGUUGUAGGAGUAAUGAGGGGAAAUAUGGAGAGAGUCAUUGAUCGGGGAGAAAAACUUGAAGAUCUGGAAGAAAAGACAGAGGAUCUCAUGUACAGUGCAUCCAUCUUUAAAGUUAGUGCGAAGGGACUUCGAACACACUUCUGGUGGCAGCAAUGCAGGAUGCGGAUUCUAUUAUUAGUGGUGGUCGUUAUCAUCCUCCUCAUUAUUUUCAUUCCGAUCAUCUUGAAGACAAGGAAUAAGUGACAUUGGCUGACUACACGUGUUGGUUGCUUUCAGAGAAAAACAGAGGUUUGGAAGAAAUUAACUCUUAGAGAUAUGUGAGAUCUACCAAGUAUUCAAGCGUAAGCAGUGUUUUGUAAGGAUUAUUAUUCAUUUUGGAGCAAACAGUUAUAUGCUCCAAGUUUCGUAGAGGGCUGAUAUUCGGGGAUCUUUGCCUUUAUAUACAAUUCAAAUUUACCUGGAUUUGAAAGAAAAGAAAAGCCUUGUUAGGAUGAAGAGGGCUGAUAUUCAGGGAUUACUGCUUUAUACAAUUCAAAUUUACCUGGAUAUGAAUGAAAAGAAGAGGGCUGAUAUUCGGGAUUAUCGCUUCAUACAAUUCAAAUUUACCUGGAUAUGAAAGAAAAGGAAAGCCCUAUUAGGAUGAAUAGGGCUGAUAUUCCAGGAUUAUUGCUUUAUACAAUUCAAAUCUACCUGGAUAUGAAAGAAGAAAAAAAAGCAUUGUUAGGAUAUGAUGCGACUAAGUUCAGCAAUAGUUUUCAAAGUGUUCAGAUAUGCUCCAUAUCUGAAAAAAAAAUGUCUGAAGUUUUUGCAGACAAACCCUUGACAUCAUGAUUCCAUUAUGAUGUAAUGACCCAUGGCAUCGAUGUUCUUAAUCCAAUUAUUGCUGUGUAAGCCAUGUUGAACAAAGUUCUGUGUAAGUCUUUGCAAACUAGGGACAUAUUGUUUUGCACAAACUCUUCAAAGAAUUUUGUUGAUCAGCAUCUAAUUCACAAGAAGAGAUUCUCCUGCCUCUGCUUCAUAUUUUGAUGUCAAAUUUCCUUGGUGACUUCAUGCACAAACAUAUUGAACAGUUUCCAGGCAAAACGAACCUAAACGUAGCCUCCCCAUUUUGCGCUUAGACCCAGAAGCAAUUCUUGUGUCCCAGGCUCUCAUGAAUCUUUUUCUUCAAUCAAAGACAUCUUCAGACGCGUGUCACGUUACUUGAUUACAUUUCCAUCGUGAGACUUUCUCUUGUUAUGCAUUUUGAAAUUCUGCAAGUUUUUAUGCUAGGGCCCAGAAGCAAGUUCUUGUGUCAGAGGUUUUGCACACCACAAACAUGUCUUGAUCUUCAAAUGUCAGUGCCCGUUGGUCUUCCUCUAACACUUCUCAUUGGAUGAUACUUCAUAGAAAUUUUUUGACGGCAUUUAUUUCACAAAAUAUAUCAUUCUGCGUCUGCAUCAAAUUUUAAUGUGAGAUUUCCCGGGCAAGUUAAUAUGCAAACAUAAUGAACAAUUUCUAGUCAAAACAAGCCUAAAUGUAGCUCUCAUGAAUCUUUUUCUUCAAUCAAAGACAUCUUCAGACGUGUGUCAUGUAACUUGAUAACAUAUCCGUUGUGAGACUUUCUCUUGUCACGCAGUUUGAAAUUCUGCAAGUUUUUAUGCUUGGGCCCAGAUGAAGCAAGUUCUUGUGUCACAGGCUUUGCACACCACAUACAUGUCUUAAUCUUCAAAUAUCAGUGCAUGUUGAUCUUCCUCCAACACUUCACAUUGGAUGAUACUUUAAAGAAUGGUACUGGGAUUGUCAAUGUUGGGAUCAUGAGCAGGGGCCCAUUUCAUAAAGGACUGGCAACUGUUGUAACUUUGCCAUUAUGGCAACAUGUACCAUGGUAACAGGGCUCAGUAGCCAAUCAGAAUCAAGGUUGCCAACAGUUGUAACUCUUUAUGAAACAGGCCCCUGGUCUUCCAAACAGUUUACAGGCAAAACAAGCUUAAACUCAGUCUCUCCAAAUGUGCUCAGCUGCAGAAUAGAAGAUUCAUUUCUGUGUAACCAGGGAAGUGGGAGAUAUGCUGACUGAAUUGCAUUUAUACAACAAAGCAGGAAAAGUGGAGUUUCCCUGAACAAAGUGUUGUGAAUUUCUGAGUGGUGUAUAUUUUAUGAAAUGAUAAGUUACGGUAAUGAAAAUAGAUUAAUCACAAUUGGGUAUAAAAUCCGAAAUUGAGUUGAAAAUCAAGUGUGAAUAAGUAAGUGACAAAAUGGUUUUUAUGAUAUAUGAAAAUAAUGAUCGCGGUAUUUCAAAUAAAUAAUAUAAAUCGGGUGUAAUAUAAAAUCUUACCGUAUCCCAUACGGCUUUGGCUCAACUGCUUCCCGCCAAAUUGUAAAAUGAAAUAAAAUUUUUUGAGUGUUAUACUUUAUAUGUAAAUUAACUCAACUUGCUGUCCACAAGAACCAGAACCGGGAUAGAACCAGAGACUGUGCAGUUGUGCGUCUUAUCUUCAUCCAGGGUCAAAUCCAGUUCAGAUCUCACGUAUCAGCAUGUGAUGUGAACUCGACCGUAUGCACGAGAUACGUGUGCCCUAAUUAUGGCAAGCCAUGUGUUCCAAAUACAUAUACUACUAUAUUUCACAACAGAAGUAAGGGAGAUUAAACUCACUGUGAAAUGCCAGUCAUCAACACUCCUGUAUGGUUGAAGUCAGUCCUUUGCUUCCUUGCAUAUAGAUGGGCAGUGGAACCAUUCAUAAAAUAAAAAAAACAUGUCCAUAUAUUCAAUCACAGUUCUUAUACUCUCUGUAAGCGGGUCUCCCUGCACUUUUAGUGCAUUAGUCAUGGUACAACUUAGAACCUAAAAAAGAAAGGAAAGAGAAACAGCGAUUGUACACAAAACACGGGAAUGAUACCCAAAAUAUUCUCUUCUCUUUCGUCUGCAUAAAUAAUAAUCCUAUUUUAAUAAUCUAAUUUUUACAAAAGACUAACAAAAUCUAUACAUUAUAAUGAAAAACUAUCUACUCUACAUCUAACACUAAAAUAUAAAACAUUGUCUAUCAAUUCAAAUAAAAACAUACAUAUACACGUACAUCAAAACCAAAAUAUCAUUAAAAAUAUUUACAUAUCGAAACAUACCAAUAUAGACUUGGAAAAAAUAUAUAUCUUUCAGAACAAAAGUACUGUCAAGUGGCAAAAGUUAUGUCUUAAAGCAAAAAAAAUUACUAUUAUAACAAGGAGAAGUAAUAUAAAUUACCAUGAAAAAACAAAUCUGUAUUAAACACUACACAUAAAUAUGUCACGAUAUACAUAAACAAAUAUAAGAAUAAUAACAACAUAAACAACAAUCAUAUUUUUAUAAUCAAUUCUUUACGAAAAACUAACAAAAUCUAUACAUUUAAAGAAAAAAAAGAAACAUCUACUCUACAUCUAACACUAAAAUGUAACACAAUGUCUAUAUCAAAUUCAAAUAAAAACAUACAAAUACACAUACAUAAAAACCAAAAUUUCAAUAGAAAUAUAUACAUAUCAAAACAUACCAAAAUAGACUUUGCAAAAGAUAUAUAUAUAUUUCAAAACAAAAGUAAUGUCAAGUGGCAAAAGUUAUGUCUU